AUGAGCUCUCCUGACUCCUCGAAGGCUGGGAAUCAAGAGUCCGAGCCUCUCAAAAAGAAGAAGAAGCUCAAGAAAAAGGUAAAAAUUUCCACUAUGACUCGAGGGGUCAUGUGGAAUGGCUCAGCGCUUUGCGGUCGCGCUUCGGUUUGAGUUAAGGCUCUUCCUUGAGGUUCAAAAUUUUACAGUAGAUAAAUCUUGGUGACAGUUAUAAACAGUAGAAUCUGCCUGAUUCUUCUUAGUUCCCAAGAAAAAUUGCGAAAAUGGCUUCUACCCCUGUAGUGGCUGGAUUUUAACUGUACAUAGUUGUUCUGAAAAAAAAGCUAUUUCCGAUAAAUUUUUGCGCCUUAAAAAUCGAAAACUUAGAGCCGAGUUUCCUAGUAGACUCCCUAACAAUUCGUUUCAAGUCGGGCGCAUUUCUAAAAUAAUCACGUCGGCUGUUAUAGCUGAUUCACGACUGGCUUGAGCCAUCCAAAAAAGGGUCCUGACACGAUAAUAGAAAGAGAUAGUUCCUGGUUGGUGGAGACCGCAGACACGCCACGCCCCCUCAGCGUCCCAUGGAGCCAUUCCCAGUGCGACCAGAGAUUCUCAAUUUUAGUUUGAAUUUUUUUACGAACUGUAGAACCCCUGAAUAACUGAUAUUUUCAAGAAAUGAUUCCAAAUUUAAAUUUAGAAGCCCGUUGAAGAGCUGUCUGUUGUGGAACCUGUGAAGAAAGUGAAGAAAAAGCUGAAGAAAAUGGUGGGAAAAAACAAGAAGAUUUUUUCUUUAUGAAUGUAACUUCAGAAGGUCGUAGAAGAAGUUUCAAUCGUCGGAGAAAGUGAGAAGAUAACGAAAAAGAAGAAAAGAAAGAUAUUGGAAAAGAGAGAAAUGGUGGGUUUUCGGAUCAAUUAUGAAGAAUUUUUUGGUUUCAGUGA
Messenger RNA from Caenorhabditis auriculariae, 912 nucleotides. Lineage: Eukaryota; Metazoa; Nematoda; Chromadorea; Rhabditida; Rhabditidae. The record is from the annotation of a GenBank genome assembly.